Molecule: messenger RNA, 1121 nt
Organism: Parasteatoda tepidariorum (common house spider)
Lineage: Eukaryota; Metazoa; Arthropoda; Arachnida; Araneae; Theridiidae
Gene: arx
Product: asterix
Source: RefSeq, a predicted model, not a curated record
GAAAGCUCCAAAUUAAUAAUUUUAUAAACUUAACUGCAGCUUUUUACUUCACCAGUGAUGCAAGUUUGCACCUGCUUUGGCCUCAAUUUUUGUUCCUCAUUCACGUUUUAUUUAAACCAUGGUGAUCGUUUAAAACUUUUAGUGAUUUUUUUAAAUUUGUUAUUAAAUAAACGUUUGCAUUGCAAAUUGUGAUUUAUACUAUAGUUCAAUUUUAUAACCAGACGAGGCAUUUGUUGCGAAGAUGGCAAAUAAAUUGGUUACAUGUCCUUAUGAUGAAGCCCAUAAAGUUAAAGAAAGCAGAUUUUCAUUACACAUUACUAAGUGUCGACAAAAUAAUUUAAAUGCUGAAAAGUUCAUAUGCUCUUUUAAUGCUUCGCACGUUCUUCCACUUAUGGAGAGGGAUUACCAUUUACAGAAUUGUCCUGACAAUACUCUUCUUAGAGGAAUGACCGCCAAGGCUUUACACCAGAACAAUCCUUUCAAAGGGAAUACUUCUGUUCCUAGCUACACUGCAUCCGUUCCUACUACCUGUGACGAAGUUUGGGAUGACGGACUGGAAUCAAUGGAGCCUGCUCCUGGAUUUGUACCAUCUAAACCACCUCCUUGUGCAAUAGUUGAACCUCCUGCAUUAUCAAAACCAGCAGAAAGAAGGAAAUUGUAUCAGGAAUUACAUAAACGGCCUGCUGAACUUGAAAAUAGCAAUUCUAAACCAACACCUGUAGCUGAGCCUAAAUUGCAAAUGUACAGCAGACAGCCCAAAGCUCCUAGUGAGGUUGAAAAUAAAACUGCAAGUGAAUUUCAUCAUCUUGGAUUAGGCAGAGGCAAACCUGCUGUUGCACCUUCACGCAUUGCUGCAAAUAUUUUCGCACCAACUCCCGCCCCUCAAUCUGCACCUACCAGCAAUAUUAAUUACAGUGCUGCUUUAUCUGGUAUGAGCAAGUUGGGUUUUGGAAGGGGGUACUCUGCAGCGGCUGCUACUCAAAAUUUAGAAGAUGAUUUCCCUGCACUUGGUUGUGGAAGAGGAGUAUAUAGAACUCCGAAAAAUGAUAUUAGGUACCCUGGCUCGAGAAGUUAAGAUAUACUAAACCAGGUAUACUAAUAAGAGACAAAGUUUAAUGAUG